AUGAUUAACAAAGGAAUUCCAUACGCCCAACCACCUAUAGGAAACUUGAGGUGGAAGAAACCUCUACCAUUAUGGACAAAUGCAUCUUGGUGCAGUUCGAAAAAUCACUUCAAAGCUACAUCAUUUGGAUCAGCCUGCUUUCAAUUGAAUCCUUUUCUCAAACAAUUUGAGGGACAAGAAGAUUGUCUAUAUCUUAAUAUUUGGACACCUACACUGGAUCCAGAAGCUGGAUUGGAAGUCAUGGUCUGGAUUCAUGGUGGAUUUCUUCAGUUUGGAAGUGGGCACCAAAAUGGCUUGCAUCCAAAUGGACAUUUGGCUAAACUUUUAAACGUUGUAUUCGUGUCUUUCAACUUCAGACUUCACGUACUAGGCUAUCUCGCUCUAGACAUAUUAUUCAGCAAUCUUCAUGAAGAUAGUAGAGGUAAUUACGGAAUGUGGGAUCAGCUGGUCGUUAUGAACUGGGUGAGAGACAAUAUUCUUUAUUUUGGAGGCGAUCCAAAAAAGGUCACAGUAUUUGGUCCUGAUGGAGGAGCUGCAUCCAUUUUGAACAUGAUGACAUCCUCUUACUUCAGCAGCACAUUUCGAAGUGCAUGGCUUCUUGGUCCUGCUUUGAUUUUCAACAGAAGUUUCAGUGAUUCAUCCCAUUAUAACAGAGGACAUUUUUUAGAUAAGAGUGGCUGUGCAAUGGAUGUCCAAUGUCUUCGAAAGAUGUCACCAAAGGAAGUGAUAGGAACUUACAUUUGGAAUGAUGACGCGUCUUUUAGAAUCAGAGAUCAGAACGACCUUCCUAUUCAAGGAAUCCUUCCAGAACAACUCGCCGUUGUCGAUGGAGAUGCUUUACCUUCAUCGUCCAUCGAAGCAGUUUUGCAUCGAAAUGUAAAAGACAUUCCCAUGCUCAUAGGCACCUCAGCUCAAGCUGUCGAUUUUUGGCCAGGGCCAGACGAUCUUCGUUCUUGGAAUUGGAAUCAAUAUCGAAAAUAUGUUACCACAAGUCUGGACAGUUUCGAUCCAAGAAUUAGUCAGUUGACUAUGCAGCUGUAUAAUACUUCUCACGAGUACGAUGAUGAAUUUUCCCCAGAAUUACUCUACACGACAUUGGUGACUGAUAUUCGUCAAACCUGUCCAGUCAAUGACUUUACUGAUAUGUUGUCAUCUGUCACGAAUUCUCCUGUGUUCAGAUAUGUUGUCACUUCAAGACCAUCAGCACCGAUUCGUGUUUACAGCUAUCCAGGAAUAUACAAUAGCCAUUUGUGGGAUGCCAUAGCGUUCUUCAAUCAAAUUCAUCACUACAUUGAAAGUCCCACAGCAGAGGAUAUACGCUUUCAAGAAGUUAUACAAAGAACAGUUCUGAAGUUUAUCAAAUCUGCCGGAACGCAUAUAACACCUGAGGAAUGGUUGAAGUACCCAAAUUCAGUUGCGUUGAUAAAUGCAAAUAUUACAUUAGUGGAAUCCUACCACAAAACGAAAUGUAAAUUUUGGUCUGCAAAUGGUUUAACAGAUUAUGCUUGGGUCAGCUGAAAUGUUGGAUUGCAUCUCAAAUUUCUACAGGUACUCAAGUGAAUCGCUUCAACUGACUUACACUCUUCUGCCCACUAAGUAUUUAUAAUUAUUUUUUAUUAUAAAUGUCAUUUCUUAUCUUCAGAAUGUUAAAUUUAGUGGAAAAUGUAAUUGUAAUAUAACUUUAUGUAAUUGUUAACUAAAAAAGUUUUAAAAAAUUUAAAUGUGACGUAUAAA
This is a messenger RNA of Argiope bruennichi, 1734 nucleotides long. RefSeq names its product cholinesterase 1-like. NCBI's taxonomy places the organism in Eukaryota, Metazoa, Arthropoda, Arachnida, Araneae, Araneidae. The record is from RefSeq and is a predicted model, not a curated record. The coding region runs from base 1 to 1518 and encodes 505 amino acids. The transcript is spliced from 8 exons.